Messenger RNA from Miniopterus natalensis, 2293 nucleotides. RefSeq names its product growth factor, augmenter of liver regeneration (gene GFER). The record is from RefSeq and is a predicted model, not a curated record. Lineage: Eukaryota; Metazoa; Chordata; Mammalia; Chiroptera; Miniopteridae. Gene Ontology annotation, cellular component: mitochondrion. Gene Ontology annotation, biological process: liver development. Gene Ontology annotation, molecular function: flavin-dependent sulfhydryl oxidase activity; flavin adenine dinucleotide binding.
GGCCUCUGCCUAAGGGUCACCUUCUCAGGGAGGCCACCUGAAUUUACAGUGCCCUGUUAUGGCCCCACCACAGUUUGUAAGUGAACAUCUGUUAGUGUAACUCAUUUUUUUGUUUUGUUUUUUCCGUCUUGACCACUGGACUAUGAGCUGAGGAAGUCAGGGUUGGAUCUUGUUUCCCCGCCCUGCCCAGUGCCUGGAAUAGUGAUUGGAACAGAUUAGGCACUACACAAAUAUUUGCGGAAUGACUAGAAGCAGAGAUUCCUGAGGCCACUCCUGACGUGGAUUUAAUUUCUUCAUGCAGGCUGGAGGAUCCGGGGCCGCCGGGUUCGAGCAGAAGCCCAGGGACCUUAGCCGCACAGUCCCACCCCGCUAGCCUUAGCGCUCGUUACCUUAGCGCUCGUUACCAGGGCGCCGGCCCCGGGGGCGGAUCCCCGGGACCCCGCCCCAGUGCACAACGCCCAUCUUGAGCUCACGGCCCCGCCCUAUGUUGCCUUAGUGCGGCGCAGCCGGCUGGGGGGCGUGUCCCCAGUUGACUGCACAGUGUCUGGCCACAGGCACCGGGGACCGUCAGAGCAGAGCAAUGGGGGCGUCGAGGGCUGCAAACGGACUUCGCCGCGGCCGCAGUUCGAGUCCACGGCGCGGCCGCGGCGCAGCUUCCACAACACGCUGCCCUUCUACUGGGGGAAGCGGGAGCAUCGCCGUGGAUCUCGCCAGCCGGGCUCCGGCCGCGGACCCAGGCCCGGGGGCGUGGCCAUGACCCGGGCCCCUGGCCCCGCCUCCUCCCCUUCCCGAACCUUGGCCUCGGGCUUUGCCUCAACCCGGGUGUGGGCCCUGGCUUGCAGCCCCGCCUCCUCGCCGGACUCCGAGUCCAGUCCCAGCCUCAGCGCCCGAGCCGGCGGCCUGCUCGCCGGGCUCCUGUAGCCGCGCCCCGUCCUGGAGGCUGAGUCGGAGGCCCUUCUGGAGUUCGAACUGGCCCGGCAGGCACUGCGCGGGCAACAUGGCGGCGUCCAGCGAACGGGGGCGCUUCGGCGGUGGGAACCUCUUCUCCUUCCUGCCCGGCGGCGCGCGCUCAGAAGCAAUGGAGGACCUGGUGACGGAUGCGCGCGGCCGGGGCGCGGGACGGAAAGAUCCCGCCACUGCCUCGGCCCCGACUCCAAACCUGGCGCCGACCCCUGACUCUCAGGUCGCCGAGGACACUUCCCGGAGACGGCACUGCCGUGCCUGCGUGGACUUCAAGUCAUGGAUGCGAACGCAACAGAAGCGGGACAGCAAGUAUAGAGAAGAUUGUCCUGAGGAUCGUGAGGAACUGGGCCGCCACAGCUGGUCUGUUCUCCACACCCUGGCUGCCUACUACCCCGACCUGCCCACCCCAGAACAGCAGCAAGACAUGGCCCAACUCAUACAUUUAUUUUCCAAGUUUUACCCAUGUGAGGAGUGUGCUGAAGACAUAAGGAAGAGGAUAUGUAGGAACCAGCCAGACACGCGCACACGGGCAUGUUUAACCCAGUGGCUGUGCCGCCUACACAACGAGGUGAACCGCAAGCUAGGCAAGCCGGACUUCGAUUGCUCUAAAGUGGACGAGCGCUGGCGUGAUGGCUGGAAGGAUGGCUCCUGCGACUAGAGGGCGACCAGCUGGAACUCAUGGGGGCUGCCUGGCUAGAAAGGGGCAGGACAUCCAUUAAAGUGCAUCAUAGCACUCAUUAAAGUGCGGCAGAGCCAGAGCCUGUUGUGUUUCAGUUGGGUGUUCCCCAGCCACUUCCCAUGGCACCCUUUCCUUUUCAGGUUUGGAGUUGAAGUGCCUGCUGCUGGCACCCUGAUGGCCUCUUCCUCAGCUGAAGCCCUGUGGGGCUACAGGUGAAGGAAUAGGAGCAGCAUAGGCUGUCUCUUUUUUCAGGAUGCAGCCUCCUGCCCACCCCACACCCUGGUGCCCACUUCCCCACACAGGAAGGUGAUAAGCUUGGCUGGGCUACUCUUUCACACAGAAUCUUUGAGACCAGGCCAUUGUCUCCCUAUUGUAUAGCUAGAGACAGCCACAUUAAUUGUAGCCUCAGAGACUGUGUGCCGCUUGCACUUCAGGAAAGAAGCCUGGAGACUAAGCUUUCCACCCUGCUCAGUCCCUACAGGGAGGGAAGAUGCAGGCAGGGUUCUUCUCUGAGGGUCCACUGACCCUGCAGCUCAUUUUCUGUUCAGCACAUGGGAUUCCAUAGCUGUACCAAGCUUGUCAGAGGCUUUUUGGGGGCAGCUUCCUUGGAGCUUGAGACAAAAAUAAAAUGCUGAAGAAGUGACUUGAGAA